Messenger RNA from Stereum hirsutum FP-91666 SS1, 771 nucleotides. RefSeq lists its product as uncharacterized. NCBI's taxonomy places the organism in Eukaryota, Fungi, Basidiomycota, Agaricomycetes, Russulales, Stereaceae. The transcript has 8 exons. The record is from RefSeq and is a predicted model, not a curated record. The annotation marks the transcript as partial.
AUGAUCGUCAAGUUACUGAGUCUUGUCACAGAAACAUCUCCAACCAGGGAAAGGUGGCGCCAAGCUGACCGCCACGAUUACGAAUCAAGCACUGGGACGGAAGACCAGACGGAAUAUCAAAGCCAGACAUAUGAGUCCGCGGCAGCGCUGGAGGCUUCCAGUGCGAUAGACCCACUGAAAAUAUUCAAGGAUUUUGCUGCCGACGAAGGCAAGGGAAAGGGGCAGGCUAAGUCGUUUUCCGUCAACUCUUUUAUUCCUACCCAUGACUUUUUACAGCUGCCUAAGUGGCAACCUACUGAGGAAGAAAAGAUGACCUGCAUCAAAGACCACCGUAAGGCCCAAGCCCUGCUGCAAACGAAGUCCUCUUACAAUCUCAACCUGGCGGCUGCAAGGCCACAGAAGACUGAGAAAGAUGAAGCAGAUAAGGAGCAUCGGGAGCAACUUGUCCUUGAGCGUGUAGAAAAGGCCGAGAAAGAUCGAAAAUGUCGACAAGUCAAACAAGCCAAACCAAGAGAUAAUCUGGAACGUUUGAUGCCUGCCGGGCUAAAAAACACAUACGCAAGUGGUACACACUCAGGUGUAAUUGGAGUGGGCCAGGCCCUAGACCCACAUGAGUGGUUACAGACAGAACAGGCCGACACUCACGACGUUGAUGCCCCCAUAGUCUCGAUUGCGCCAGCUAUCCUUGGUCCCGUUCCAUCUCGUGAAACCAUGACCUAUCAGAGCAGAGCCAAAGCUGAUUAUGAUGGAAGCAGUGACGCCAGCAUCACC